This is a messenger RNA of Anopheles marshallii, 642 nucleotides long. RefSeq names its product ras-related protein Rab-2A (gene Rab2). Gene Ontology annotation, molecular function: GTP binding; GTPase activity. The transcript is spliced from 4 exons. The record is from RefSeq and is a predicted model, not a curated record. Gene Ontology annotation, cellular component: Golgi apparatus. Lineage: Eukaryota; Metazoa; Arthropoda; Insecta; Diptera; Culicidae. The coding region runs from base 1 to 642 and encodes 213 amino acids.
AUGUCGUACGCUUACUUGUUCAAAUACAUCAUCAUAGGAGACACAGGUGUGGGAAAGUCUUGUCUGCUGCUGCAGUUUACUGACAAACGCUUCCAACCGGUGCACGAUUUGACGAUCGGAGUUGAAUUCGGGGCCCGCAUGAUCACCAUCGAUGGCAAACAAAUUAAGCUACAGAUCUGGGAUACGGCCGGACAGGAAGCAUUCCGGUCCAUCACGCGUUCGUACUACCGUGGUGCUGCUGGUGCACUGCUCGUGUACGACAUUACGCGCCGCGAAACGUUCAACCACCUGACCACCUGGCUGGAAGACGCACGGCAACAUUCAAACUCGAACAUGGUCAUCAUGCUGAUCGGCAAUAAGAGUGAUCUUGACUCACGCCGCGAGGUAAAGAAGGAAGAAGGCGAAGCUUUUGCACGCGAACACGGACUGGUGUUUAUGGAAACGUCUGCCCGUACUGCUGCCAACGUGGAGGAAGCGUUCAUCAACACGGCAAAGGAAAUCUACGAGAAGAUUCAGGAGGGUGUCUUUGAUAUCAAUAAUGAGGCUAACGGCAUCAAGAUUGGUCAGCAGCACUCUCCGACAAGUCCAUCGCUGGGCAGUGGUAAUAGCCCGGGUGGACCAGCUAGCAGUGGAUGCUGCUAA